ACCGCGCUUGUACCUCUACGUCUCGUUGCUGCAUUGCUCCAUUGUAUUUACCAGCAUUAACUGAAACACUUAUAAGGCGCACUCUGAAUAUACUGCUGUAGACUUUUCAUUGAGCUUCACGGUCGUCCACCAUGGCUACGAACCUAUACGAAACAUUGGGAUUAAACCGAGACGCUUCACCAGAGCAGGUCCGUAAGGCAUAUAGGCAGAAAGCUCUCCAAACCCACCCCGACAGACUUCCUCCUGGUGCAUCAUCUGUAGAGAAGUCCGCAGCUGAGGAGCUCUUCCGAAAUGUAAACAAUGCAUACGAAGUCCUGAGCGACCCUCACAAUCGUAGGGUUUAUGAUCAACAUGGAGUAUGGCCUCCACAACAGUACGAAGCACCGCCCAUGCCAGGUCGUCAUCGCAGCAGAGGAGCGGGCAAUUCAUUCCCGGAUCCCUACUUUGACUUUGGAAGAAUGCAUGAUCCCUUUGGAUUCAGCUUUGGCGGCUUUGGUUCCUCUCAGCAGCAGAACCGGGGUUUCACCGAUCCUUUCGAGUUAUUCAACUCGAUUUUCGGAGAUAUGCAUCAACAAUUUAGCCAGUUCAAUAAUGACUCUUUCCUCGACCCUUUCGGUGGCCAUGGACGUAGUCGCGGGCGCACUAACACUUUCAAUGGUUUCGGCCCAUCGUUCCCAUUCGGACCCUCCAUUAUGGUGUCUAAUGGCAAUGGGCAUGGACGCUCAGGAUUUCAUCAGUCCCAACAUAGCUUCUCAAGUGGUAGUGGACAAGGACGAUGGGUCUCCGAAAGCAGGUCCAUGACAACCAUCAACGGCGUAACCGAAAGUAAGUGGACUCGGAGGGAUUCGAGUGGAAAUGAACACAUAACAUAUACUUACCCCGAUGGUACUGAACGUACCACUAUCAAUGGUGUGGAACAGUCUUCUCCUCACAAUGAUCGGUACAUACAACCUCCGCCCCCUUACCCUGGGCAUGCCGACGUGGCUGGUCUCCCUCCUCCUCCCGUCGUUUCGCCGCGACCCAAUCGACACAAUUCAGCUCGCCCGGACAACAGACAAUAUGGUAACGACCGCAUUAACAGCCCUGAUGAAAAGGCUUCUUGGAGGUUCUGGAGGUGAAGUGCCUUUUAUACUCCUUCCACUCAAUCCUAUCAUGUACUAUUUCCCACUUACAUGCAUCUGCGCGAUUCUUUUGUUUUGUUUUCUCUCUAUGAUAUGUAUCGCUUGUUGACCUCUCUUUGUUCGAAACCCAUUACUGUAUUCCCUCAAUCCCCUAGUCCUGUUUUCCCCCUUUUCGUUGCUAUUGAAAUUUAAGUUUCUUAGAGGAGCUUUGCACAUGUUUAAUGUAGUAUAUUGUAUCUUGUUCAGCCU
This is a messenger RNA of Serpula lacrymans var. lacrymans S7.9, 1370 nucleotides long. RefSeq lists its product as uncharacterized. Gene Ontology annotation, molecular function: protein folding chaperone; protein-folding chaperone binding. The transcript is spliced from 6 exons. The record is from RefSeq and is a predicted model, not a curated record. NCBI's taxonomy places the organism in Eukaryota, Fungi, Basidiomycota, Agaricomycetes, Boletales, Serpulaceae. The coding region runs from base 132 to 1118 and encodes 328 amino acids. Gene Ontology annotation, cellular component: cytoplasm; nucleus.